Penaeus chinensis is the source of this 1596-nucleotide messenger RNA. Its product is annotated as sialin-like. The record is from RefSeq and is a predicted model, not a curated record. Gene Ontology annotation, biological process: monoatomic anion transport; transmembrane transport. The transcript has 10 exons. Bases 1 to 1596 code for a protein of 531 amino acids. Lineage: Eukaryota; Metazoa; Arthropoda; Malacostraca; Decapoda; Penaeidae. Gene Ontology annotation, molecular function: transmembrane transporter activity.
AUGGCUCCUCGCUCAGGAUACGAUGUGGAAUCCGAGAGCAUACCCUUGCUCGGACACCCGGUGAAAACAGGCUGGGAAAGGAAGCCCUUGUACACGAUGGUUGUGCUUGGUUGCCUCGGGACUGUGGUGGAGUAUUGUCAGCGGGUAAGCCUCUCCGUCGCCAUCGUUGCCAUGACGGGAGUGUAUGGCAACAAGAGCCGGGUUCUCCAAGACCCUUCCUCUACCAAUCAUAAGGACGGAGGAGAGUUCCCCGAAUGGGACGCGGCGACUCAAGGCCUCGUGCUGGGCAGUUUCUUCCUGGGGUACGCGGCCUCCAGCCUGGCGGGGGGUCGGGGGUCCGAGCACCUUGGAGGAAGGAAGUUGUACGCGGCGGGCAUCGUUGUGUCGUCGCUCUUGGCCCUCUUGUCACCCACCUGCGCCAGGACGAGUGCCAAGCUCUUCGCUGUCAUCAGGAUGUUGCAAGGGGCUGCCCAGGGUGUGACUUUUCCUGCCAUCAACGUGAUGUUAGCUACCUGGAUCCUGCCCGCUGAGAGAGCCAAGUUCACCACCAUCGUGUGCUCAGGUUCGCAACUGGGCACUGUCGUGGGCACGAUGGCCAGCGGGUGGCUGUGCUCCUCCAGCGUGUUGGGCGGCUGGCCCCUUCCCUUCUACGUGUUCGGGGCGUCCGGGCUGGUGUGGGCGCUGGCGUGGUGGUGCCUCGUGUCCGAAAGGCCGGAGGACCACCCAGGACUGUCGGAGGCUGAGCUGAAGAAGUUGAAGCUUCACCAGGAGUGUGUCAAGGGAACGGAGACAGUUGAUAUUCCUUGGCUGGCCCUCGCGAAGUCCCUUCCCUUCUGGGCUCUGACGGCAGCCACUGUGGGGAAUGACUACGGCCUCUACACCUUGUUGAUGCAGCUGCCCACGUAUCUGCGAGACGUCUUGCGCUUCGACUUGGGACAGAACGGCAUCGUAUCCACCUUGCCUUCUCUGCUGAUGUGGAUCUCCAGCCUCGGGUGGGCGGCGCUGAUGGACAUGCUCACUGUCAAGGGAAAGUCUUCCGUCGUCACUGUCAGGAGACUGUCCAUGGUCGCUGCAUUAUUAGGCCCUAUGUUCGGCCUAAUAGCCAUGUGCUUCGUGAAGUAUGAUGCUGUUCUGACAAUCACUGUGCUGCUGGUCUCCGCCGCCUUGUCCGGCGCGGCGAACAGCGGGUUCCUCUGCUCUCACCAGGACUUGGCACCGAACUUGGCUGGGACUUUGCUGGGGAUCACCAAGUCAGUGGGCGCCGUGGCAGGAGUGAUCAAUCCCGCCAUCAGUAGUUUAAUUCUGCACAGGGAGGAUAUCAUGGUAGCAUGGCGGGAUGUGUUCAUAAUCAGUGCUGCCAUGUACUUCAUCAGCUGUGUCGGCUACCUGGCUUUCAUAUCGGCCGACGUCCAGCCUUGGAACUGCCCGCAUUUUCUACGAGGGACUUUAAUGGAAGAGAAGGCGUAUGUAAGAAGGCGAAGGAAAGAAUACCUGCAAGACCUUGGAUAUGUUUUCCAUCAUCCCAGUGAAUCCAAGGAGGGCGAGAACACUGCUUUCGCCAGUCUCAUCGAGAGUGGACCACGCAAGCACUAUUAG